AUGUUUCUAGUAGAGAGUGCAACAUCCGGAAGACAUCUUUUCAGGCUUCUUUCCCGGCCCGACGUGGUUGUCAGUUCUGUAACUGCUGACGAUGUGUUUGAUUGUUAUUUGCGAGAAAUGGCAAACGAUACAUACAUCAAAAUAUACGAUUCUAUAAGGAAGGAUGUUACGGAUAUUCUGGAGUCUGGCUCCAUUAAUGAGAGUGCAAAAUGUUUUUUGAGAAAAAUUAGUGAUAAUUGGAAAACAUAUGGGGACUGCUUGUUACCCAUAUGUUCCAGAUUGGUGGCAGCUUGGGGACUGCUUGUUACUCAAGUUCGGAAGUCUGGGGGCUUGUUACCUGGACCUAAACCACUCCAAUUGUAUUUUAAAAAUUACUUCAUAGCUGAACAGAAAAAUAAGUAUGAAAUCUUGUUUCAAAAGAGUGCCACAAAAUACCAAAAGGGAGUAGCAACAAUCAUUGAAACUGAGGUUGAGGGUCGGAUCAAAAAAGUGACAAAGGAUGAUAGUGUUCCAACUCCAAAGCAAGUCUUCAAAUAUUUGGAAAGCAAGAAUGAGGCUGAAAACAUUGAAUAUACCGAUUUGAACAGCAAGGACAGCAAUGAUGAACACAUUGUUCAGAAGCAAAGAACUGAGGCUGUAACAGCCCAAAUGACUCCAGCUCAUGCAUCUGAUAAGAUGCCACUGAUUAGAAUCGAAAAUUCAAGAGUAAAGAUAUCGGCUAUUUACAGCAGGGAUGCACAGUGA
Messenger RNA from Paraglomus brasilianum, 744 nucleotides. The record is from the annotation of a GenBank genome assembly. NCBI's taxonomy places the organism in Eukaryota, Fungi, Glomeromycota, Glomeromycetes, Paraglomerales, Paraglomeraceae.